Molecule: messenger RNA, 1386 nt
Organism: Talaromyces atroroseus
Lineage: Eukaryota; Fungi; Ascomycota; Eurotiomycetes; Eurotiales; Trichocomaceae
Product: 1,4-beta-D-glucan cellobiohydrolase B
Exons: 2
Coding region: 1-1386 (461 amino acids)
Biological process (GO): carbohydrate metabolic process
Molecular function (GO): hydrolase activity, hydrolyzing O-glycosyl compounds
Source: RefSeq, a predicted model, not a curated record
AUGCUUCAAAAGGCUGUCUUGAUAACCUCUACCCUUCUUGCCACUGCGCGAGCGCAGCAAGUCGGUACUUACACAGCCGAGACUCAUCCAUCUCUGACCUGGCAGACAUGUACUUCGGCCAACGAAUGCACCACUGUCGAUGGCAGUGUUGUCAUUGAUGCCAACUGGCGCUGGAUUCAUAGCGUUAACAGCAGCACCAAUUGCUAUACUGGCAAUACUUGGGACGCAACGCUGUGUCCGGAUGAUGAAUCAUGUGCAGUUAACUGUGCCGUCGAGGGAGCCGCCUACAGCUCUACUUACGGUGUGACUACCUCUGGUAGCGAACUGAGAAUCAAUUAUGUCACGCAGAAUUCGAAUGGUGCCAAUGUUGGCGCUCGUUUGUAUCUGCUGAAAGAUGAAUCGACGUAUGAGACAUUUUCUCUUCUCGGAAAUGAAUUUACCUUUGAUGUGGAUGUGGCCAAUCUUCCCUGUGGUUUGAAUGGGGCACUGUACUUCACGCAGAUGCAAGCAGAUGGUGGUUUGUCUGAGUACACCAAUAACAAGGCCGGUGCUAAGUAUGGUGUUGGGUACUGCGACUCGCAAUGCCCUCGCGACUUGAAGUUCAUUGACGGAGAGGGCAACGCUGAAGAUUGGGAACCGUCCAGCACCGAUUCGAACACCGGCGUCGGUGGACAUGGGAACUGCUGUGCCGAGAUGGACAUCUGGGAAGCGAACAGCAUUUCCUACGCAACAACUGCUCACCCAUGCUCAAGUCUCGGACAGACCGAGUGUGAUGGCGACGACUGCGGUGGUACAUACUCGGCAGAACGAUAUGCCGGCGUUUGUGACCCAGACGGCUGCGAUUUCAAUCCUUAUCGUUUAGGCAAUACUUCAUUCUAUGGCCCUGGAUCUGACUUUACCGUCAAUACCGAUGAUACAAUCACCGUCGUGACUCAAUUCAUAACUGACACUGGCUCUACAUCCGGCACCUUGUCCGCAAUUAAACGCUUCUUCGUGCAGAAUGGCAAGGUCAUCGCUCAGGCCAACUCAGAGACGACCGGCAUUUCUGGUAAUGAAAUUACAGCGGCUUACUGCGAGGCAGAAAACAGUGUGUUUGAUGGGGCUGGCGAGUUUUCUGCCAAGGGUGGACUGUCCCAGAUGAGUGCUGCGCUGGCUGAAGGUAUGGUUUUGGUGCUGUCUCUAUGGGACGACGACUACGCGAGUAUGCUAUGGCUUGACAGCGACUACCCAACAAAUGAAACUGCAUCAACGCCUGGUGUUGCCCGCGGCUCUUGCUCUACUUCAUCGGGAGUACCAGCGACUAUACGACAGCAAGAUGCUAGCUCUUACGUGACCUUCUCGAACAUUAAGUUUGGCGCUAUUAACUCGACCUUCACCGCGUCCUAG